AUGAUAUUCAUUCGGGACGGCAUUCCAUACAGCUCAAGAACAGAUUUAAUGAGCAAGGUUUGCGAAUCAAGCUGUAUUGAAGAUGUUAGACCGAAAUGUAAAACGCUCUUGGUGUGGACAGUUUAUAGAGCGCCUGAUGUGAAUCUCGACAUUUUUAUUGAGGAUUUAAGCCAUUCUCUGCACACAUCUGAGGAUGUUCAUACGAUUUUACUCGGGGAUUUUAAUGUGGAUAUGCAAACUUUGGGAAAGGUUACAAACAAGGAACAAAGGCGUAAACUGUCUAAGUUAUUAUCUAUUCAUAAUUUUGAGCAGUUUAUAGCAGACCCCACGAGAGUUACUGAAACGUCGUCUACAUUGAUCGAUUUAUUGUCGACCGUGGUGUUUUUCCACUGGACCUUAGCGAUCAUUCGUUAA
Messenger RNA from Paramuricea clavata, 414 nucleotides. Lineage: Eukaryota; Metazoa; Cnidaria; Anthozoa; Malacalcyonacea; Plexauridae. The record is from the annotation of a GenBank genome assembly.